Molecule: messenger RNA, 840 nt
Organism: Helobdella robusta
Lineage: Eukaryota; Metazoa; Annelida; Clitellata; Rhynchobdellida; Glossiphoniidae
Exons: 1
Coding region: 1-840 (279 amino acids)
Source: RefSeq, a predicted model, not a curated record
AUGACGGUGAGUGAUAAGAAAACUUCUUACAGCAAUGCGACGUCAUCAGCUGCAGUGGCGACCGUAACCACAGCAUCUGCCGAUUCGGUUGCUAAUGACACUAAUACGACAUCAACAAUGAUGAUAACGUCCAGUGCCAACUCUACAUCAUCCCUCAUGUCGUCAUCCUCUUUUUCACAAAUGACUACUGCACCCUUUUCCACUACGACGACAACCACAUCCACCACCACCACAACGACUACUACUUUCUCAAUUGCCAACACACCUAUUCCGAGUGUGAAAAUUAAGAAUGUGAGCAGUCAGAGGAGUAGGAUAGAAUACAGCAGCAGCAGCAGCAGUAGUAACAGUGCACAGAACAACACCGCAUCAUCAUCUACUACAUCCAACAAUGCUUCCAACGAUAGCUUAAAAUCAAAAUAUUCACACAACAAUGACGCUAACAACAACACUAACAACAACGGUAAAACAUCAAAUAAGUGGAAAACUUCUUCAGAUGGAAACAGACAUAAUUCUACCAGCAACAGCAACAACAAUAAAAACAACAACAUUGACAAUAACAUGGAUUCGUCAUCAUCGGCAACUUCAUUGUCGUCAUCGUCUCAGCAACACAUCUCAACAUCCACGUCAUCAUCAUUAUACGCGUCGUCGUCAACGUCAUUGUCAGCUGGUUGUAGCAGCAGCCACAGCAGCAACGGCAGUAGCAGCAACAACUUGAACGAUGUAGCCACAGAAACUAGUGACAUCUCUGUAAUGACAGACUCAGAUCAUCUGGGUCCAUGCGAGCCUGGCACUUCUGUCGUCUUGGAGGGCAUUGUCUGGAGUGAAUCAAAUAGUGGUUAG